This is a messenger RNA of Spea bombifrons (plains spadefoot toad), 1505 nucleotides long. Its product is annotated as rho GTPase-activating protein 7-like. The record is from RefSeq and is a predicted model, not a curated record. Lineage: Eukaryota; Metazoa; Chordata; Amphibia; Anura; Pelobatidae. The transcript has 5 exons. Bases 165 to 1505 code for a protein of 446 amino acids.
AACUGCUGAAAAUUCACUGGAUGUAGAGAGGUUGGAAGGAAAGUGCCAGCUUUCUUGCCAAAGAUGAUUUUCCUAAAUAAUGAGUUAUCUCCGUGUGGCACUUCAUUACUGAAAUAACAUGUCCUGCACUCUGCAAAACCUAUCCAACAGCCGGGAUACUUGACAUGUCUGUGGUCAUUCGGAAAAGGAGCUGGGAGGACCAUGAAACUCAGUGGCUGGGAUUGUCUUCAAAUAUUGCUGUUUAUGAUGCAUUGUGUUGUCGUGGAUUUACAACAGAUCAUUUAAAAUCAACUAUGGAAGAGCAUGAAGUCUUGGCAGAGAAACAAAAAGGUGCUUAUUCCUCCUUUUCCGAAUGUUGUUCCCUUGGGCAUUAUAAUGGGGUUUUUGAAAACCAAGGACCAUUAUCGAACAAAGCUGAUGAAAAUGAUAACUUAGACAAGGAAGGUGUUGAUACGUCCUCUGACACAAGUAGGGAGGCAGUGGCUAGUUUUCCUGGAGAAGAUGAGAAACCAAAUUUCUCAGAAUAUGCCAUUGUCCAGUACGGUGAAGAAGAUGUCUCUGUUAAUAAGAAUGUAGAGGAAAAUGGCAAAUAUGAGGAGACUGAAAAAUGUGAAGCAGACACUAUCCAUGUAGCCAAACAGCCUGCAAAAGGGGUUCAGAAGGACACUAAUAACAAAAACAACCAAGACAGUUUGAAAGAAUCCGACUUUAUAAUAGAUGCAACAAAAGAGAUAUUAUGUAAACAUACAGAUGUGGAGGAAAUUGUUACGUCUGGUGAGCAGCUGCUACAGUCUGCUGUAAUUGCACAACAACGGAGAAAAUUUGAUGCUUCUAAAGAUGUGCAUGAAAAAAAGAUCUAUGAUGUGGUGCUUGAUGAUAGCCAUUGUGGUCCGUGCUCUGCUGUUUGUAGUCAAAUAUCUGAAACUGGUCUCCAAAGCGGCUUUAAUGGGUCUCAUCUCUGUCCAAAUGGAGUCUUAAAAGAAAAUUGUGUGCAGAAUAUCGAGCUUAAGGGUUCAAAUAAUCCAAAGAAGAACCCAAGGGUUAUAAAACCAGAGUUUGCACAGUGUUUACAGUUCAAAGAUAAUGGGACUAGCAGCGCUUCAGGAUAUGGCCAUGUUCGACUUCGAAGAAAAAAGAAAUUAAGAGAUGAACGAUCAAGACUGGACUCAAUGGUGUUGCUUUUAAUGAAACUGGACCAGCUAGACCAAGACAUAGAAAAUGCUCUCAUUACCCCAUCUCCACCAGACCAAGCGACAGGCAGUAGUGGGAACAACCCUCAAGAGACUCAAGAUGGUACAGAGGAUGUAGUAGAUCCUGCUUCUGUUGGCCAUUCUCUAAAGAACGUCUCACAAACUGUGGCUACCGACUGGGCGUCAUAUCCAGGCUUUGUAAAUGGAGCCAAGCCAAGGAUGUCUACACAGUUUAGUUGGGAGACACUCCUGGUAAAUGCUUGCUUUGUAAGUGUUGCUUGUAAUGCAAACAGUGACCUACCUCCAUAUCAGUAA